Bipolaris victoriae FI3 is the source of this 1029-nucleotide messenger RNA. RefSeq names its product glycoside hydrolase family 114 protein. The transcript is spliced from 2 exons. The coding region runs from base 1 to 1029 and encodes 342 amino acids. The record is from RefSeq and is a predicted model, not a curated record. Lineage: Eukaryota; Fungi; Ascomycota; Dothideomycetes; Pleosporales; Pleosporaceae.
AUGGACGUCAAACCCACAGCGACAACGCGGUCGCGCCGCCGCAAGAUCCUCUGCAUCGUACUCCCCCUCGUCAUCGUUAUUGUCCUCGCCCUCGCACUCGGUCUGGGAUUAGGACUAGGCCUCAACUCUGGCGGCGACGACGACAACGACAACAACAACAACAAUCCCGGCGGCACGCCUCUCCCCUCUCCCAACACCACCCUCCCCUGGACCCCCUCGGUAGCCUCAACAUGGCAAAUCAUUCUCUCGCACCCUCCCGACAUGUCCUCCAACAGCGCUCUAACCCCCAACGUAAGCGUCUACGACAUCGACCUCUUCGACACCCCGAAAUCCACAAUCGACGCGCUACGCGCCCAGGGCAUCCGCGUGCUGUGCUACUUCAGCGCAGGCAGCUACGAGAACUGGCGGACCGACGCCAAGGAUUUCAAAGACGCCGACUUGGGUAAGCCGCUGGAUGGCUGGCCCGGUGAGAAAUGGAUUGAUCUCAAGAGCGAGAAUGUGAGGAAUAUCAUGAAGACGAGGGUGCAGUUGGCAAAGGACAAAGGGUGCGAUGGAGUUGAUCCGGACAAUGUGGAUGGAUAUCAAAAUGACAACGGCCUCGGACUGACCUCCGCGGACUCGAUCGCCUUCAUGCAAUACCUCUCCAACAUCACCGCACCCCUCGGCCUCGCCCUCGGCCUCAAAAACGCCGGCGACAUUGUCCCCACCGUCCUCCCCAUCGUCCACUUCUCCGUCAACGAAGAAUGCGUCAAGUACAGCGAGUGCGCCAAAUUCUCCCCCUUCAUCGACGCGGGGAAACCCGUGUUCCACAUCGAGUAUCCGGACGGCGCCGGGGCGCAACAAGGGUUGCGCGAAAACAUCCUGACCGACUACUGUGCUAAGAGCGGAAAGGGAGAGGGCAGCCAGCGGUUUAGCACCGUGCUAAAGAAGAUGGAGCUCGAUGGCUGGGUCGAGUAUUGCGAUGGCAGUGUUAAUGUUACCGAUAUCAAUGAGGCCGUAGGUGGCGGCCGGAACAAUAGUUCAAACUAA